Molecule: messenger RNA, 660 nt
Organism: Fraxinus pennsylvanica
Lineage: Eukaryota; Viridiplantae; Streptophyta; Magnoliopsida; Lamiales; Oleaceae
Source: the annotation of a GenBank genome assembly
AUGGCGUUUGAUCAACCUCUAAAAAAGAAAAGCCAGUUAUUAUUACUAUCAGUUUCUGUAUUUUCAUUCAUAUUUUCCUACUCAUUAUGGUGUUCAUCUUUACUGUAUUCUUUCAAAGUUUACUUCACCGCAUAUCCUAUUCAACUUGUGACCCAUGCAUUGAACAAAAACUGCAUUUUUCUCCUCUGUAAUGGGCUCCUAGUUUUCCUUGCAAAAACAUCGGGUUUGGUUCAUUCUCGUGCAGGGUUUGAUCUCAAUGACCUCUUACAGAAGAAGAUUGGCGAUGGCCUGCAAACGUUAUCUCUUGAUCAUGAAAAUGAAUCUGCUUCCGUAGAAACACUAAUAGAAAACGUGACAACAGCGAUGGAAGAUCAAGAUCGGGGACAGUCGGAAAAUUGUGAGGGAGAAGGCAAAGAAGAAGAUCAGAAAGUAUAUGAAGAAUCAAAAUCAGAACCGGACGACGACGAAGAAGAAAUUUUAAACAUAAACGCAGAACAAGAUUAUAAGAAAGAAGAAGAAACUUUGGACUUGAUUGCAUUUGAAGAACAAGAUUAUAAGGAAGAUGAUAAUGAUGCAGAAUGUGAAAGUACAGAAGAGUUGAACAAGAAAUUCGAAGAUUUCAUAAGAAGGAUGAAGGAAGAAAUUACAACUACUGCCUAA